CGGUGGCCACCCCACCCUGGGCCUUUGCGCAGAUGCUGGAGCUCCGUACGCAGCCCGCACAUCUGGGACCCCGCCGGGCAGCGACGGGCACCCGGGCCGGGUCAUCGCUGGGGAUCUCCUCGCGGUAUCGUCCAGCCUGUUCUCGGACUUUGAAGCGGUGGCGUGGGAGGCUGGGAGAUCUGGGCACCCGCGCAGCCAGCCAGAUCUUACAGGUGAACAAGGUGAUGUCCAUCUUGUUUUAUGUGAUAUUUCUCGCUUAUCUCCGUGGCAUCCAAGGUAACAACAUGGAUCAAAGGAGUUUGCCAGAAGACUCGCUCAAUUCCCUGAUUAUUAAGCUGAUCCAGGCAGAUAUUUUGAAAAACAAGCUCUCCAAGCAGAUGGUGGACGUUAAGGAAAAUUACCAGAGCACCCUGCCGAAAGCAGAGGCCCCCCGAGAGCCGGAGCGGGGAGAGCCCGCCAAGUCAGAAUUCCAGCCAGUGAUUGCAAUGGAUACCGAACUGCUGCGGCAACAGAGACGCUACAACUCACCGCGGGUCCUGCUGAGCGACAGCACCCCCUUGGAGCCCCCACCCUUGUACCUCAUGGAGGAUUACGUGGGCAACCCCGUGGUGGCGAACAGAACAUCACGGCGGAAACGGUACGCGGAGCAUAAGAGUCACCGAGGGGAGUACUCGGUAUGUGACAGUGAGAGUCUGUGGGUGACCGACAAGUCAUCGGCCAUCGACAUUCGGGGACACCAGGUCACGGUGCUGGGGGAGAUCAAAACGGGCAACUCUCCCGUCAAACAAUAUUUUUAUGAAACGCGAUGUAAGGAAGCCAGGCCAGUCAAAAACGGUUGCAGGGGCAUUGAUGAUAAACACUGGAACUCUCAGUGCAAAACGUCCCAAACCUACGUCCGAGCACUGACUUCAGAAAACAAUAAACUCGUGGGCUGGCGGUGGAUACGGAUAGACACGUCCUGUGUGUGUGCCUUGUCGAGAAAAAUCGGAAGAACAUGAAUUGGCAUCUCUCCCCAUAUAUAAAUUAUUACUUUAAAUUAUAUGAUAUGCAUGUAGCAUAUAAAUGUUUAUAUUGUUUUUAUAUAUUAUAAGUUGACCUUUAUUUAUUAAACUUCAGCAACCCUACAGUAUAUAAGCUUUUUUCUCAAUAAAAUCAGUGUGCUUGCCUUCCCUCAGGCCUCUCCCAUCUGUUAAAACUUGUUUUGUGAUCUGGCUCUCAGGAGUCACUCUGUAAAAUCUGUGUACACCAGUAUUUUGCAUUCAGUAUUGUCAAGGCCAUGACUGUCGUUUUAGUAAACUUGUUAAAAUCA
Molecule: messenger RNA, 1309 nt
Organism: Mandrillus leucophaeus (drill)
Lineage: Eukaryota; Metazoa; Chordata; Mammalia; Primates; Cercopithecidae
Gene: NTF3
Product: neurotrophin 3
Exons: 2
Coding region: 33-998 (321 amino acids)
Biological process (GO): negative regulation of neuron apoptotic process; cell surface receptor protein tyrosine kinase signaling pathway; positive regulation of peptidyl-serine phosphorylation
Molecular function (GO): nerve growth factor receptor binding; growth factor activity
Source: RefSeq, a predicted model, not a curated record